UCAAGUUCACAGAAGCUCCUGGGAAAAACUUUUCCUCUCUUCUAUCCAGUUACACAUUAGUGAAGCUUAACCCCAGUCGAGUUUGUUGUAGGACUUUCUUUUCUCCCAGCAACAGCUGGUUCGUGUCAACAUGUCCCUCGCGGAUCAGCAGUGGAGUCCCACGAGCGUGCAGGUAACGGUGCUCCAAGCCAGAGGUCUGAGGAUAAAGGGGAAAAGCGGCACUAACGAUGCCUACGCGGUCAUGCAAGUGGGCAAGGAGAAGUUCCAGACCUCGGUGGCGGAGAAGUGUGUCGUCCCGGUGUGGAAGGAGGAAGCAGCCUUCGACCUGCCGCCGACGUCGCAUCAAGGAGCAGGAGGAGGAGGCACGCUGCACGUCCACGUCCUGCACCGGGCCCUGGUGGGUCCAGACAAACUGCUGGGUCAGGCUACCAUCAGCCUGCUGCAGCUCAGCGAGGAAGCAACACACAAAAAGACCGAGUGGUUUAAGUUGCUGGACAAGACAGGCAAGCCUGACAAAGAGAGAGGAGAAGUCCUUGUAGACAUUCAGUUCCUGAAAAACAACAUGACCGCAAGCAUGUUCGACCUCUCCUCUGCUGGGAAAUCUAGAUCCCGCCUGGGCAAGUUCAAGGAUAAAGUCAGAGGCAAGAAAAAGGACUCAGAUACUUCGUCUAAUGUGGUGCCGGCGCUCACCCAGGUUAUGACGGACAGUGAGGAGGAGGGACAUGGGGAUGAGGAGGUAGCUGCAGCCAAGGACGAGAAGAAGAAGAAACUGAAGGUGAAGUCUUUGUUUGCUCCCAAGUCGAACCUGCACAAGAGCAUGUCUCAGUCCAUGUCGGUUCUUCCUCCAAAGAACUCGACACUGAGCAGCAGCCAGUCUGGACUAAAUACGGAGGGCUCUGAAGGUAAAAAGAAGUUCAAGUUCAAGAUUCACAAACGCUCAGGCAGCUCAGACAACAAAGACUCUGCUCAAAAGCAUGCCACUGCAGAGCAGAGUAAUGUGUGCAUCAACGGCAGCCAUGUUUACUGUGAGGAGCCUCAACCUCGAACCUCUCGCAUCGGAUCCAACUACAGCCUCGCCAGCUCGGGCCACGGAUCCAUGGAGGACGUCCCAGACAGCUCACCACCAUCUGUUGAUUCUUUGAGGGCCGUGAGGCAAUAUUCACCAUGGACAGAGGAGGAGGAGGAGGAAGAAGAGGCUGCAAAAGAGGAAGAAAGUGACCUGAAAAAGGAGGAAGAGAAAAAGAUAAGAAUGGAGGAGGAAAGGAGAAAAAAAGAGGAGGAAGAGUUGGAGAGGUUGGUUGAGCUAAAGAGGAAACAAGAUGAAGAGAAAAAAAGAAGGAUCGAUGAGGAGAAAGAGAGAAGGGAGGAAGAGGAAAGGAUAAAGGUGGAGGAGGAGGAGGAAAGGGUUAGGAGAGAGGUAGAGGAGAUUAAAAGGCUGGCUGAGGAGAAGAGGAGAGACGAAGAGCUAAAAAGAAGGCAUGAAGAAGAGAGAAUGAAAAAGGAAGAAGAAGAGAGGAAAUGUAGGGAGGAAGAGGAGAGGCAAAGACUAGAAGAGCAACUUAAGAGAGAAGAAGAAGAGCGUGAAAGGUUAGCAGAAGAAAAGAGGAGAUUAGAACAACAAGAAAGAAGGGAAAGAGAGGAAGAGGAGAGAAGGAAAAUGGAGGAAGAAAGACAAAAAAGAGAGGUAGAGGAAAGGCUAAGGCUGGAGGAGGAAAGAGCACUGGAAGAGAAGAGGAGAAGUGAGGAAGAGGAGAGGGCUAGGAGGCUAGCAGAAGAGCUUAAAUUAGAAGAAGAAAAGAGGAAACUGGAAGAAGAAAGGAGAAGGAUCGAAGAAGAGAGAGCUAGAGAGGAGGAGGAGGAGAGGAAAAGAGAGGAAGAAGAGAGGGCAAGGAGGCUAGAAGAAAGGCUUAAAUUAGAAGAAGAAAAGAGGAAACUGGAAGUAGAAAGGAGAAGGAUUGAAGAAGAGAGAGCUAGAGAGGAGGAAGAGGGGAGGAAAAGAGAGGAAGAGGAGAGGGCAAGGAGGCUAGAAGAAAAGCAUAAAUUAGAUGAGGAAAAGAGGAAAUGGGAAGAAGAAGAAAGGAGAAGGAUUGAAGAAGAGAGAGCUAGAGAGGAGGAGGAGGAGAGGGCUAGGAAACUAGAAGAAGAGCUUAAAUUAGAAGAGGAAAAGAGGAAACUGGAGGAAAAAGAAAGGAGAAGGAUUGAGGAAGAGAGGGCUAGAAAGGAGGAAGAGGAGAGGAUAAGGAUGGUGGAAGAGCGUAGAAAAGAGGAAGAAGAGAUACUGAGAAUGCAAAAAGAGGAAAGAAGAAGACAGGAUGAAGAGGAAAGAAGGAGGCAAGAGGAAGAGGAAAGGAGGAGGUUAGAGGAACAAGAAAGGAAGCAAAGAGAGGAGGAGGAAAGCAUUAGGAUAGCAGAGGAGAAGGCGAGACAGCUACGGGAAGAGUAUGAAAGACUGCUAGAGGAAAACAGGAAACUACAGGAGGAAGAAAAUCAAAGAGUUAAGGCAGAAAAGAAAAAGAGAAAGGAGGAAGAGGAGAGGAAAAGACUGGAAGAAGAGCAGAAGAUGUUAGAGGAAAAGAGAAAACUAGAAGAAGAAGAAAGGAGGAUUGAAGAAGAAAAAAGGCAAAGAGAGGAGGAGGAAAUGAUGAGGAAGGAUGAGGAGAAGAGAAAAGAGGAAGAGGAGAGAGCCAGGAAGGAAAAGGAAGAAUAUGAGAGGAUUAUGGAGGAAAAACUGAGACAGGAAGAAGAAGAGCGGAGAAGAAUUCAGGAAGAAGAGGAGAGGGAAAGGCUCAGGAUAGAGGAGGAGAAAAAGGAAAAGGAGGAAGAAGAGAGGGCCAUGAAGGAAAAGGAAGAAAUUAGGAGAUUAGAAGAGAUGAGGAAAAUUGAAGAAGAAGAAAAAUGGCAUAAAGAAGAAGAGGAGAGAAUUAGGAAGGAGAAGGAAGAAGAGGAGGCCAGGAGGUUGGAGAAGGAGAAGUUAACAAAAGAUGAAGAACAGAAGAAGGAGGAUAAAACCAAAAAAGCUACAGGGAGAAGAGUGGAAUUUGCAAUCCCCGCAGAAGUCACCUCUACUAAUCCAUUUGAUGAACACUACUCCUUAAAUCCUUUUGAGGAGAUUUCCAGCUCACCUGCUGAACCCACCAGGGGCCGAUCUUCCACAAAUGAGAAAGAUCUUACUGGUUCUUUACGAGAGAAGCGAGCAGCUCCUCAGCCUCCAGGAAAGCCUUCAGCUGACAGACACACUCAGAAGGAGCAGGAUAGUUCUGCCACACGACAUGUGGUACAAAACAACAAGCAGAGCAAAGAUGCCAAAACUAGCAGCCUUAUUCCUAAGCGCUCUGUGAAGAAAACCUCUCCUGUGAAAAGCUCUGCCCCAGGUACAGACAGCGCUCAGAGCUCGACACAGAAUAGUAGCACCAAGGGAACAACAAGUGUAGCAAAGCCUGGCAAACGUCUUGCACCAUCUCGACCUGUUGGCUCUGAAAUUAAACCCUCUAAGGCUUCACCUGUCAACACGGCUGAAGUGAAACAAGAGCCAGCGGUUCGCAGCUUAAAUCCAUUUGAUGAUGAUGAAGAUGAAAUUGAGUUACCAGUCCAAGAAGAUAAGACUGUAUCAGGUCAUUUGGGUUCAAUUCAGUGCCCUACACCUGUCACACAAGCUGCUGAUGGAGAUGCCGCCUCUCAAACCAAAACUAAAUCCUCUAAGAUGGUCCAUGCUCCCUUAGCUCCUGCAAAAAAAGAUGCCACAUUGAGCAUUUUAAGUGACCAAAGCAUAGAAGGAAGCCCUGUUAAGGAUGAAACAAGCAGUAGAGUACUAGAUGUUAGUGACACCCAUGAACCUAAGUCAGAGGCUGAAAGUGUUGUUCAUGUUAAAAAGACUACACAGCAAGAAUCCCAGCAUGCAGCGGUGCAGGGUGUUGCAGAAGAUGCUGGUGGGAAGACGGAGGCACCUCCUGCACCUCCACGCAGGCUUCAACCAGUGAAACCUCUAAAUCCUUUGGAACAGAAAUCUGUCUCUGCUGCAAACAUGAAAAAAGAAGACAAAUGCACAGAAAUCCUUUCUGAAGUUCAGGAGAAAACAAAGGUAAAUGACACUGCACUGAAAGGGCCGUACUCCCAGCUGACUCGGCAGGAACUUAUCUCUAUGGUGCUAAAACAGGAGACCCUGCUCUCACAGAGAGACGAAAAGAUAGCCGAGCUGGAGAAGUACAUUGACAACUUACUUGUGCGUGUCAUUGAAGAGGCACCAACUAUUCUCAUGUCCAUGACCGCUCUGAAGAAAGCUGCAUAAGCCGUAGCACGUGCACCAAAUCAGCUCAAACCCACACUGACAGAGCUACGACUACUUCACCUGAGAGACCUGUGGAUCAUAUCAUGCCAUAGGUAACUGCUAGAGAUGGCAACAGUUAAAAGUUCAGCGGUAAAAUACAAAUCAAAUCUGUUUUGUCAAAUCUUAAGAGGCUUCUUUGCCAUUUUGCUACAUUAUGCACAUGCAUGAUGCAGAAAUGUCUUGAGUGUUUGUGAAUAUGAUUCUUUUAUGUUUUUUCAUGGACUGCUAGCUUCACGCCUCCUGGAGCUUAUAUGAAGAACAGCCUUACUCUACUGUAAAACUUUGCACUAGUUAUCGAAGUUUGCUCUUAUACUGAAUGUCAGCGUUUACAUGAUUCUACUAACCCCUAAAAGGCACUUUAUUUAGCUUACACUGUGCAUUGAAUGACUAUUCUUCUCUGGUGUUACUGCAUUAUAUUAAACAUGUAGAAAAUAAAAGUAAAUAUUGCAAUUUUCCUGAAAUAAAGAA
Messenger RNA from Cheilinus undulatus (humphead wrasse), 4792 nucleotides. Its product is annotated as trichohyalin-like. Gene Ontology annotation, biological process: regulated exocytosis. The record is from RefSeq and is a predicted model, not a curated record. Gene Ontology annotation, cellular component: intracellular membrane-bounded organelle. The transcript is spliced from 6 exons. NCBI's taxonomy places the organism in Eukaryota, Metazoa, Chordata, Actinopteri, Labriformes, Labridae. The coding region runs from base 131 to 4285 and encodes 1384 amino acids. Gene Ontology annotation, molecular function: small GTPase binding.